AUGAAUAACGGGUCGCCUCAACUCAGAUUAGACGUCGCGAUUUUCAGCUUCGAAUCUCACAGGUCUACCGUAGCAUCCAAACUGUCGAUGCAUGUUUGUCUUCUCCAUUGCAUAUUCAAGGCAUCUGCUGGAAUUGUUAUUUUUUCGCUGUUCCACGCUAUCUUAACAUUACGAGUAUAUGCCCUGUACGACAGAAGUAGGCGACUUGCCUUUCUUUUCGGAUCUGUGGGUGUUUCAAGAUUGGCUGUGGCCAUUCAAGGCCUCGUUUCAAAGAUCAUUCACGGUAGAAGCGUCGAUCAUAAUUGGAUACAUGUGUGGUUUGAUCAGCGAUGCCUUCCGAGACGUUCUUUUCCUGGAGAUCCCGCUAUUGCCUUUUUCGUCUUGAUUGAGAUAAGUACACAGUUCAUGCUGUGUUAUCUCACUUUGAGAAAGACCUUGCUCUUGAAACGUGGAUGCUCUUCUCGUUAUUCUGGUUGGGAUUGUGACGGCUAA
Molecule: messenger RNA, 492 nt
Organism: Marasmius oreades (fairy-ring Marasmius)
Lineage: Eukaryota; Fungi; Basidiomycota; Agaricomycetes; Agaricales; Marasmiaceae
Exons: 5
Coding region: 1-492 (163 amino acids)
Source: RefSeq, a predicted model, not a curated record